AUGGCAAACGUUGUUGUUCUUGUCUACUUUGUUACUUUUACACUUCUUACCAUUUUCUUUCCUCGAACUCUCGCUGUAACAAUCCGGAGUGGCCUUAUGCAUAGGACUCAUGGUUUUGUCGCGAACAUCUCGAUUGGUGAGCCCGCCAUGUACCAGCUUGUACUAAUUGACGCGAGUAAGCCGUACAACUCUCAUAUGUGUGGUGUGUAUGGAGGUAAGCAAGGUGACAAAGGCAAGUGCUUAUACAAAUCAAAGUUCCCCGAUCAGAGUGUGUCCAUGGGAACCCUUGGCCGAGACACUCUUCAAUUCACUACUACCUCUGACAACGGGAAAAUGAGGGUUCCGAUGAUAGCUUUUGGGUGCGGAACACAUAAUGCUGGAGGUGGAUUUGGCGACGAGUAUAGUGGUAUACUUGGUUUAGGGCCGGGUGAGACAUCACUAGUGAGACAAAUAGGGUCGUCCCAAUUUUCUUUUUGCAUAGGCAGCCUUAUUAUUAAUGAUCCAUAUAGUCACCUUAUUAUAGGUGAUGGAGCAACGAUAGAGGGGAAUCCAACACCCUUUGAAAUUUAUCAAGAUUCAUACUAUGUUAAGUUGGAUGGGAUUAGCAUUGGAGAUAAACAACUUGCAAUAGACAGAAAAGUGAUUACAAAUUCUGUUACAUUUGACUUGAGAACUCCAACUACCUAUUUGCCUAAAGGAGCUUAUGAAGUGUUGAGUGCGGAGGUGACGAGGUUAAAUCAAGGAAAAUUGGAGCUAGUGGAUAUGGUAAGCGACCGCUUAUGCUUUUUGGGACAUGUCUCAGAGGAUGUAAAAUAUUUUCCAGAUGUUAGAAUUCAAUUUAGUGAAGGUGCUUGUUUAGCCUUGCCACCAGAAUCUCUAUUUGAUCAAACUUUUGGAGAUGCUUUUUGCAUGACUAUUGAGUCAUCUGAAAAAGAUCUCACAAUUAUAGGGUUUUUUGCCAUGCAAAACUAUAAUGUUGGUUUUGACUUAGUGGAAAAACAAAUGUACCUAGAAUAUGUUGAGUGUGAGAUAGCAUAA
Nicotiana attenuata is the source of this 1038-nucleotide messenger RNA. RefSeq names its product aspartyl protease UND-like. NCBI's taxonomy places the organism in Eukaryota, Viridiplantae, Streptophyta, Magnoliopsida, Solanales, Solanaceae. Gene Ontology annotation, cellular component: extracellular region. The transcript is spliced from 2 exons. The record is from RefSeq and is a predicted model, not a curated record. The coding region runs from base 1 to 1038 and encodes 345 amino acids.